AUGAGGGUGGAAUUGUACGGUUGUCGAGGUAACUACCAGUCAUUCAAUUACCACUUGAUUCUUUAUUGUUUUUCGCGCAUGCAGAAUCCAUCUUUAACAAAUCUGAAAUACAAGUCAUUCACUACAGGUUUUCUCACUAAUUUCUUAUUGGCAAUUUGCUCUAACAAUUUAGACUGGAAUAAGAUUUGCUGUUUAAUUUUACACAAGUGAUAGCACGUUAAAGUAACAUUGAGCAAGAUUGGUGGUUGUGGCUUUCACCAUGAACAUCUUCAGUACGAGCGUAGCUACAUGCGCACGAGUUGGUAUCUGAACUUACAAUGAAAAAAAUAAAAGUAGACAAACAAAGCAUUAACGGGGAAAGACAGAAUUUGAUAUACGGAAGUCGAAAUUCAGGGGUUAGUUGGACCGUUUCACGGUUAUUUCAACUUUUGACUUUUUGGACAAGUUAGGGAAAAUCCGUCAAUUUCGCUGGAAAGAGCGUCUUCAUUGACUAGUCGAAAAAUUGUAUACUUCAGCCUUUUUCACGUUGUUUGAUCAGUCUUUGCAGUAGUACUCUUUUUAACUUUAAUUCUUUUAAAAUAAGGAUUCUUAUUUUACUCUUGUUAACUGCUUUUAAAUGACUUUACAAACUAGAAUGCAGCUGAAGCUUUUCCAAUUUUGCCACGCGCGUACACGAAGGCCAUCACUGUCAUCUGCCAUCACAUCACUGUUUCUUCCAUACAAAUGAUCAGCGAGAUGUUUAACUCAUCAAAGUAAUGACUAACUUAAAAUUUAAUCAAGGCACUUGUGUGUGGAAACUACCUGGAGGACAAUGUAUGGCGCAUUUGGACAACUGUCCGUAACUCUGAGAAUUCAGUCCUUGUUACGCCUCUUUUACAUAACUAACUCCAAACCAUCGUCAAAGAAGCCUGCGCAAACAACCGUCUGGGCCUUGCUGACCUCGCCGCUGGGGACGUUUAGCCAGGAGGGACAUCAGCGCCUCAGCGACAAAAAUUCCAUACUAAUGAUGUAAAAUCUGUCCAAAUUCUGGUCAGGAGCUCUGAUUGGUCGACGUAGUAGCUUAUUAUUUCAGCUAUUGUUUGCAAAUGACAGACAAACGACAUACGGUCGCUUAGAUGUAAAUGAAUCUACAACAAAACAGUCAAUAUUCGCGGGCAUUCGAUCCUCUUUAGAAAAAUCAUUUGCUGGAGCUUGUUCGCUAAAAGAACAAAAACCUUUUCAUUUACCAUAAUCGACCAGUAUUAAGAUUUUUUGCUAAAGAGCGAAAACCUUUACAUUUACCAUAAUAGACCAGGAGAAACCCCGGGGAGAAACACAAAAUCGAUAAUGACCACCGGAUUCAACUAUGAAAACAUUGAGUUUUGUCAUCAGUAUAUGGAAUUUCUGUCGCUGAGGCAUAGACGUCCCUCCUGACGAAACGUCCCUACUGGCUAGGGACGAGGAGAGUCGGCUAGCUCCCCAAUUAACACAACUCUUCGCGAAAGAAUGAAAAUUUCUAAAUCAUUUGUAUUAUAUCGAGAGUUUUAACUCAGACUUUGAUUUUUUUCCUUUAGACUGCCAUGCAGCGUUAGGAAUUGCAGACGGUACCAUACCUGAUGACAAAAUGGUUGCGUCUUCAAUCUUAUCCGUGAAUGACAAAGCGCACCUGGGCAGACUAAAUUUCGAAGGAGCUUGGUCAGCGGCUGUAAAUGAUCUUAAUCAGUACCUUGGCAUUGAUUUGGGUGAGGACUUCACCGUAACGGGUAUAGCAACACAAGGGAGCAGCGACAAGGCCACAUGGGUAACCAAGUACACCCUACAGUACAAAACUGCCUCGGAUCAUCCCAGCUACUACACAGAGAUCAUGCAAGGACAAGAACGGAUGAAGGUAAACUCACUGAAUGGUUAUUUGAGCAUCAUCAUGAUCAUUUAUACGACACAACCUGCGAAGUGUGACGAAUCGAUACAACUUGGGUCAAUGAUAUCAUUAAUGCACGCGUGCUAUGGUCGGUCGAACUUUUUCCUUCUUUCCUUCCAAUGUUGGCCGCAACAUUGGACAAACUGAUCAUGAGAUGAAAAAAAAAACAUUUCUCAACAACAUUGGGAGGAAAAAAGGGAAGAACCGGGGAAAACAGACCCAGGUUAAGUGUCUUGCAAUUUGAUUGUGGCUCAUGACAGUGUAUUAGAGUCUGUCAAGUCUUCCAAAAACUAUGUUUGAGAAAGAUAUUAUGCUCCAUGAAGGUCACGAGCGUGGGACAAAAAAAUCAGGAUUCGAACCUGUGGCCUCCCAGAAGGACCGCAUUUGGAGAUCCACCCUCUGAGUUUAGGAAAGACUUAUGUUGAAAUCAUGGGUCUACUAUAUGCGUGAUAGAUUCGCUUCUUACAUACUGUUCCAAGUAUAGAUUUACAAGAUAGGCAAGCUUCUGAACUUUUCUGGCCAAAAAAGAUGGUAAAUGUUGAACUCGGAGAUUCCUGACGGGAAAAUGUUGUAUAUUCGAGCUGUCACUAUCGAGUCCUUCCUGAAGCAGGGAGAACUACACUACACGUCACUACAAAUACUAUCUCAGAAAAUGUCAAAAAUAUAUGAACUCGUCCCACCCCAAUAAACUUCUAGCCCCAGUUGUUCAAAAGCCACAGGAUAAAUCUGUACACGCUGCCUUUACAUUUUCUGUUGGCCUUGGAAAGCGAUUAUCAACUGGACAGCGAUUUAUCCAGUGCUUUGCGUCAUCAUGAACAACCGAUAAACCAACGACAACCUGACAAAUUAACUGAACUAUUUUCACCGUAGGAAUUUUCCGGAAACACUGACCAGAACACUCCAGUUUUUCACCACUUAAACCCAGCAAUAAGGGCACGAUACGUACGUUUUCGACCAGUAGAGUGGAAUGGACAUAUAUCAAUGAGGGUGGAGAUGUAUGGUUGUCAAGGUAACUUGUAAAACAAACUAUUUAUUUUCUGAGAGAAAAAUAAACAGAGAUAUAACAGGAAACGAGAAAAAAAAUGAGGAGUCGCAAUAUCCAAGCGAGUGCAUGAAAACCGUGGUUGCUUGUGAUUGAUGCAUUACCACUACCCCACUAGCCAUUGUUGGUGUAAGAACAUCACUAAAAUGCAGUUUUCUCAGGAGUCAGGAGCUCCUGCAGGAGUACAUUCCCCUGUGGGACCGAUCCGCUGUCGCGGGCAUCCUCGUUUCUGGAGACUUUUAGGUCCAGUAAUUUAAACGGAGUUCAGCCAGAGUUGAACAAAACUGCGUUCGAAGCCAUUUUCAGUUUGGUGCACAGUUUUAUGUAAACACCAUUAGUCGUGAACGGUUUCGUAAAAGCAUAUGGCGUACACUUGGAAAAGCAUUUUUGUGAUGUGGAUUAGAAUAGCCUUUGAACAGACCCCCCCCACCUCCCCUUCUCCGAUUUUUCCUGAGGCGGAGGGGGGGUCUGUACACAGGCUAGACUAGAAACUCGAAUUAAUUGAAUUAGUUUGAGAGUCUCUAUUAGGGUCAAGUCUUUUGUGAAUUAAGCUUCUUUUCAGCCACCAGUUUCUCUAUUCUCCGCAGCUAGAGGCUCCCGCUAGCGUUGGGUAUAUAUCCCAAUAAAAAUAACAACAAUAGAAACAGAAAAACCGCGGAGGAUUGCUAGCUGCCCAUAAGUCAACAACUCUUUCUUCGUCGAUCCUAAAGCGGAUGUUGCACGCUCAGACUUGUUGUACGCUCAGAAAUGGUUACAACAAUAUCAAAACAACAAUUGGCGACUAUCACAGUUCCUCAUGAUGUAAUUUGCUUUUCCCACAAAAUUUUGCCUAAGCAGUUUUUCCAAUUUCUCUUGCAAAGGGACUAACAAUCGUCACCUGAGAAACUGAAAGCAAAACUUAUGCAAAAUUUUGUGGGGAGAGCAAAUUGCAUUACGGUCAACAUAAAAGUCGAAUAUAAUCUUUAAUUUUCCUUUUACAAAAGUCCAUGGGCUUGCAGGUAGCUAGUGGUAGUUGGCGGGCGGCCAGACUGGUUCACGCGAAGGGAAAGAUUCCUUUUUUUUUUGUUUUGUUUUUUUUCUUUUUCAUUUUCAUGUUUGUCUAUAUAUGAAGAAUUACACAAAGGAUAGAAAGAAUUUACAGUAUACUAAGGUUUUUCAGCGUAUAAAGUUUAUCGGGAAAAGCUGGUAUCAGCAAACGCAAACUGUACAUAAUACUGAGGUGCCCAUAUUAUGCAGGUGUCCGUAAAGCCGGAGGAGUCUUAGUUUUGUAAUUAUAUCUACGGUUUUAUUGAUUAAAGUAAUGUAGUCAAAAUAGUUUUCCAAGAAAGGUUACAAUCAAUCAAUAAUCUGACAUAUCCAAGGGGAAGUUCUUAUAUCUUUCACCGUCGAAUAAGCUUAUUAUGGGCUGGAACACCCCUGAACAACCCUAGAACCCCUAGAAAUACCCAGGAAUACCCCGGAACAACCUCUUGAGAGAUCGGCACCCCCAGAAUACCCUUAAAUACAAGCAUGUAAGGUGAUAUGGCUGUGUUUAAGCCGCCGGAUGUUGUUAUUUUCCCCAUAUCAUUACAGAUAUUGAUGAAUGUGCUACAGGGGAACAUAGAUGCGACUUAAAAGCUGUGUGCAAAAACACACCAGGCUCAUAUACGUGUUCAUGCACUUCGCCUUAUCAUGGAGAUGGAUUUACUUGUCAAGGUGCACAAAUG
Messenger RNA from Porites evermanni, 4645 nucleotides. NCBI's taxonomy places the organism in Eukaryota, Metazoa, Cnidaria, Anthozoa, Scleractinia, Poritidae. The record is from the annotation of a GenBank genome assembly.